Molecule: messenger RNA, 987 nt
Organism: Talaromyces marneffei
Lineage: Eukaryota; Fungi; Ascomycota; Eurotiomycetes; Eurotiales; Trichocomaceae
Exons: 3
Coding region: 1-987 (328 amino acids)
Biological process (GO): anatomical structure morphogenesis; negative regulation of transcription by RNA polymerase II; cell differentiation
Molecular function (GO): DNA-binding transcription factor activity, RNA polymerase II-specific; RNA polymerase II cis-regulatory region sequence-specific DNA binding
Source: RefSeq, a predicted model, not a curated record
AUGGAGUCACAUUCUGUCGAGCCUGGAGCUGGGAUAGCUACUAGUGCAGCAGAACUUAUCUGGAACAAAGCCGUCAUGAAUUUCCAUCUGACUGACAGUGAGAUCCUACUGCCUCUCAACAUCACAGCCAUUAUUGGGUCUUCGAAUAUUGAACGUCUCAAAUCACAACUAUCGAACUUUCUUCGCCGUCCUUGCGUGGCUUUCGUGGACGAGUCUUUGGGAUGCGUUCGAAUUCUCUCACGUCCUGAAUUCAAAGGCCUAGUAUCAGCCGCUGAUAACAUGGUGCUGGCUCAAACGUCAAAUAGAAAACAGUUUGUACUCAAUGGUCGUCCAGUCAGAUCUCCUGAAAAGAUGGACAAGAAGGCCGAAAAGCGCCCAAAGGUUCCUCGACCCCCUAAUGCCUUCAUUCUCUAUCGCAAGCAUUAUCACACGAUUCUCAAGGGACGAGAUCCUAACAUGCACAAUAAUGAUAUUUCUGUUACUGUAGGAUCGCAAUGGAAUAACGAGUCGGAAGAGGUCAAGUCUCACUUCAGGGCACUCGCUGCUGAGGCAAAGCGUCAACAUGCUCAAAAAUAUCCAAAUUAUCAGUACACCCCUCGCAAACCGUGUGAGAAAAAACGCCGAAACUCCCGCCGGGCGACUGAAACUUCCGAUCUCGAUGCGUUUACUGAAGAUGAAGAGGAGAUUUCCCUUCAAACUCCAUGCGAGUCUCCAGUGAAUCCCAGUCCCUCCACUGAGGUCAGCGGACAAGAUCAGGAUGAAUUCACAGAACAGACAAUGGAAGAACUGAUGUCCUUCGUCGCAGUUCCUUCUCCCCCUCCCGAAGCCUAUAGUUUCUCGGACUUUGAUGCUACUGAGUACAACAGCUGGGUCAACAAUGCCAAUACCGCACAACGAAUGGCAGCGGUCAUUCAAUACAACCUUCGGGCUCAGGCUCAGGCUCAUGUUCAAGCUCGAGCUCAGAAAUGCAAUGUAACCACAUUCUGA